Messenger RNA from Actinia tenebrosa (Australian red waratah sea anemone), 4291 nucleotides. Its product is annotated as integrin alpha-8. Lineage: Eukaryota; Metazoa; Cnidaria; Anthozoa; Actiniaria; Actiniidae. Gene Ontology annotation, biological process: cell-matrix adhesion; cell-cell adhesion; cell adhesion mediated by integrin. Gene Ontology annotation, cellular component: integrin complex; external side of plasma membrane. The record is from RefSeq and is a predicted model, not a curated record. Gene Ontology annotation, molecular function: integrin binding.
AAAGUUCAGAAGUGCUUCGUCGGAGCAAAGGGAAAUUUAAAAUUUUCUUUCUGAAAUUGUUUAAAAUCACGUAAAAAAAUGGAGGGAAAAGGAGGUCGCACGUUGUGAGCCGUGACCAAACGGAAGUUUUUUGGUGACGGCUCGGUGUGACCGCAAGACCUUCACAACUACGUCCGACACUAAGCACGACCGGACUAUGAAAAAGAUGCAAAUGUUAUCGAGAACAGGACCGAACAACAGCUUGUCAUCUUUCUCUCUGACGAUGGUAUUUUAUUCGUAUUUUCUAAUGCUUCUCGGUUUUUACGCCGUGGAGUUGAACAGUUUUAAUAUUGAUACUCGAACAGCUAUAUUCUAUUCUCCUCCCAAUCGAGCCGAUGGAAUCUUUUUUGGGUUCUCGGUCGCACUUCAUUUACAUGGAAAUAAGACAUGGGUAUUAGUCGGAGCUCCACUUAGUGACGUUACGUCACCUAAUGGAACAAUACUGCCUCGUUAUGGUGCUAUCUUUAGAUGUGAUACCGCUGGCUCGAAAGAUUGUCAAGAUAUCAAUGUGGACAAUGAACCCGAAAGAAAGGAAUUUUACCCACGUGGUUCGCAAAAUGUUACUACCAUGGAGAUCAAAAGUGGACAGAUGUUGGGAGGAACACUUCAGAGUAAGAAUGGCAUAGUAGUGGCAUGCGCCCCUCGUUACACGGAGAAGAGAGACAUCGGGAAAAAUUGGCUUUCAAGUAUAAUGAAAGAACCGAACCUUCGGUAUUUCCUGGCCGGUGGAUGUCAUAUACUGCAAAGCAACCUUAGUAAAAUCCAACACCAGAGUUUUCUAAAACCUUGCGCAGACUCCUCGUUAUUUCGUGCAUAUUGUCAAGCUGGCUUCAGUGUAGAUAUGACUCAGAAUGCUAUAGUUAUGGGAAAAGUUGGAUGGAGUUUUUAUGAUGAUGGUUCAUCMCAAUGGUUAGGGGCAGGUGGCCUUGAGAAAUACUCUCUAGUGACAGACAAGUUCACAUCUUCACCAGAAACCCAACACGAAAAGUUUUCAUACUCUUACAUGGGUUAUGAUGUGGCCAGCGGUCAUUUUAGCCACCCUAAUAAAUCUGGCAUAGCUGGAGGUGCACCAAAAGGACAGAAUACCAAGGGCAAAGUUUUAAUCUAUGAUGACAUAGAAGAAAAUGAAACGAUGGUWUUCAAGUCAAAUCUAGAGUUGCCUGUUUCGGCCAAAAACCAGACAGGAACUUAUUUUGGCAGUACGAUAGGUGCUGUGGACCUUAAUAAUGACGGAUUGACAGAUCUGCUGGUUGGUGCACCUCUGUUUACAGACACCAAGGACGAAGGGCGCGUCUAUGYUUAUCUUAAUAAAAAGGGCAUACUGACACAUAUGCCAAGCAUGGUACUCCAAGGGGACAACAUGGAAGGAGCCAGRUUUGGCACAGCAAUUACAAACGUUGGCGAUCUGAAUAGAGAUGGUUACCAAGACGUGGUUAUAGGAGCACCCUACGAGGGACGAAAUAGCAGUGGUGCUGUCUACGUGUACUACGGCUCUAAGAAUGGAAUCGAAGCAAAAUAUAGACAGAAAAUCACAGCGUCAAUGAUCAACAGCAAGUUAAAAGGGUUUGGCUACUCGAUAUCUGGAGCUGUAGAUGUCGAUAUGAAUGCCUAUCCAGAUAUUGCAGUUGGUUCCUAUUGGUCUGACCAUGCUGUUCUUCUAAAGACUCGAAGAAUUGUGGAAGUAGAAACGAAAAUAAGGCUAAGUCGAACAACGAUCGUCCUCGAAAAURACGAAUUCAUGUGCGAUGAUGAACAAGCAUCAACAAGGAACAAAUGUUUGAAUGUUACRAUCUGCUUUCAAUUCAAAGACAGGGAAACCUCGAACAGACAAGAUUUAAAGAUCGCUUACACUCUAGAGGCUGAUGCCGACAUAAUUACGAUUCAGACAAGACGGAUGUAUUUUUAUCAUGGGGGAAAACCAAGCUUUAUUAUCAGUGGUGAAUUCACGAUACCAAAUCAAGGACGAAUGUACUGUUUAACACCGUAUACUGUACAUAUCAGUCACAAAUACCAGUUCCUUGACCUUCUAAAGUCUCUGACCUUUGAUCUGACCUUUUCUCUGGCGGACAAAUCCUGUUCAUUGGAUCCAGACGUUCCAUGCCCUGUACUGGACGCCUACCGACCUACCACAAUCAGAAAUGAUGAACUGACGAUUCAAAAGCAGUGCAAAGGACUAGUAUGUCAACCAGACCUUUCCGUCACUGGCCAUGUCAACCUUCCCGGCGGAUACAAAGUGCUUCGUGUCGGCAGYAGUGGUAUCCUAUCUAUAGUACUAGAUAUCCAGAAUACUGCACAAGAUGCUUCGUAUCAAACAACAGUUAUACUUUCAUUUCCUGAUGAUCUGAACUACAUUGGACCUACAGAAUCAAAAACAGUUCUGUGCAGUUCCAGCUAUGUCAAUGAAACAUCCACGGCUGUUUGUUAUAUUGGYAAUCCAUUCAAGGCUAAUGCUGAGAAAUCCUUGACUAUUGAGUUUUCAGCUGAAGRAGUUAAAACCAACUUUAACAUAACAGUUGUUGUUGAAAGCAAAAGUAAUGACACAAAUCUGCAGAACAACAAGAUUGUUUUACCAGUAUUUGCCAAGUAUCUCACUGAUUUACAGAUAACUGGUGUCAGCCAACCUAAUGAGGUCAUAUACCAUGGAAAAGCACUAGAUAAAGAGACAAUCAAAAGACAGUCUGACAUUGGGCCAUUAAUACACCAAACAAUACUAAUCGAAAACCAUGGCCCUAGUUUUGUAGAAGGCAUCACGGUAGACAUCCAAAUCCCACAACUAAAAACCAAAGAUGAUCCUGAAAGCGUAUUACUAUACCUACAAGAAGUAGAGUUGUCUGGUGGUCCAGGAAGAUGUAACGCAAUCACUAAUCCAUUAUCAUUACCUGCGCGUAAUACAACCAAUCAAGACCAACAAUKGAAACAAAAACGAGCUGCUUUGUCGAGUGCGCAAAGAAUGGAUUGCUUGUCAUCUGUCUGCUAUUCGUUCAACUGUGUUCUUGGAUUGAUCUCUGCGGGCAGCUCAUUACGCAUCAAGAUCACAGCGCGUCUCUGGCAAACCACCUUCAUACAAAACAACCUAGGGACAGUACGCCUUAUCACUAGGGCUGGUCUUACUGUACCAGCAGAGGUGAUGCAGACAAACACUACUAAUGAUCAUGUGAUGAUUGAACUGAUGGCUCGUCCUGGUAAAGUUGGCAGYACAAAUAAGGAAGACAUUGAGUGGUGGAUUGUUUUAGUAUCUGUUCUUUCUGGAAUAUUACUUCUGCUUCUCGCAAUGUUUAUGUUGUAUAAGUUUGGUUUCUUUAGUCGCACUCGACCAGACGAUGRAAAAGCCAGCACUGAAGAGACUAAGCCGAUGAAGGUCUAAAGUGGACGAACUAGAAAGARUAAUUAUUAGCAUUACACGAUGCAGUGAUAUUCAUAUAUACAUUGUCCUGGUCAAAUUGAAAACACCGACUCUAUCACGCACUGCCACUUAUCGAAGUCAGACAAUCACGUCAUUACUCGCGUGAACUAUACGUCAUAGCACUGCAAUCAGUUGGAAUAUUCACCGGCUUAGUGCAUAAGUCCAGAACAUGUGGUUGUAUAUAAUUGUUGUAUAUAUUGUUUCAACGGACAAAGAACGUGCAUUAUUUGUUAGCACGAUCUGGAGUAACAUAGCAAGAAGCGAAGCCAUGAUGGAUGGCGAUAUCUUAGACGAGAUCUAGAGAAAGAAUGAAUCUAAGUCUGGAACAAAAUCUAGGUGUCCCAAAACGAAGUCAGAGAGAAAUAUUAUCAAGAUCUGCGGGUACGAUGAGAUCCGCGAUACCGUAACAAGAUUAUUACUGAGUAGAUCUUGAGUUGGAGGAGGUUCAGCCCGGCAAACAGGAGAAAACAUAAGGGCCAAACAUUGGCGUAUCCAUUGACGGUUUAUUUCAACGUUCAUGCUUGGGGGGAGGGGAGGGAUAGGUGAAUGACUUGUUGAAGUUAAUGGGAAGUGGCUUAUCCUUGAUACGCCCAUGUAAUAAAAAAGAAUAACAAGAAAAUCAAGUAAUUAAGAGUACAAGCAAACAAACAGAAUGCGCAAAACACCCAAAUAUACAAGUUAGAAACUUUAAAAAGAGUAUUUAUAAUACCAAUCAUGUUGGAAGUAGAUUUUCACUUUGCAUCUGUUUUGCUGUUUUUUUUAAUGUCACGUGUCACGUUUUUGCGUAUGUUUAUUUUUUCGAGUCGUAUCCACAUUCGUUACUUCUCGCGGUGUGUGCAACCGUUAAAG